This is a messenger RNA of Closterium sp. NIES-65, 2836 nucleotides long. Lineage: Eukaryota; Viridiplantae; Streptophyta; Zygnematophyceae; Desmidiales; Closteriaceae. The record is from the annotation of a GenBank genome assembly.
GUCUCUUUCAAACAACAGGUUGACGGGCGCCAUUCCCAGCGACAUAUUCACAUUUUCUCAGCUCGCUUAUCUGUCUCUCUCAAACAACAAUUUGAAGGGCUCCAUUCCUGACAGGAUCUCCGACCUUUCUCAGCUCACUUGGCUGUCUCUUACAAACAACAACUUGACCGGCUCCAUUCCCAACGGCAUCUCUGUGCUCGUGCAGCUUGCUAAUCUGUAUAUAGAAAGGAAUCGCUUGGUUGGAUCUAUUCCAUCCACUCUCAGCCGCUUGAUCAAUUUGGUGAACUUGGAUCUCUCAUCCAAUGCCCUGAGUGGCCCCAUGUUCACCAACUUCGCCUUCCUUGAUGGCCUCACUUACCUAAACCUCUUUGAUAAUAACCUCAGCGGGGAGAUUCCAGCUGAGAUUGGAGGCCUCACAAGAUUGAAGUACUUCAACAUCUCUGGCACCAACCUCACAUGCCCACCUGUCAACUCCACCUGUGGCAUCACACAAUCUGCUACCACACCCUUUUGCCGCAUAUGUGAACCCUUCUGCAAUUCUUGCAGCAACCGAUCUGCAGAAAUCAGCAGCGGCGGCAGCAGCAGCAGCAGCAGCGGCAGCAGCAGCAGCGGUAGCAGCAUCAGCAGCAGCAGCAGCGAAUCUUCGUCAGCAGGCGGUGGGGGUGGAGUGUCAGUGGGAGUCAUCAUUGGCAUUGUUGUUGCCGCUGUGGUGAUUCUUCUGCUUCUUGUCGCCACUCUGGUUUACUUCAGGCACAAGUUACAGCCGAAGCCAAUAGGCCCGACCAGCAGCCUGGCAACCUCGCACUGCACGGAGUUCUCGCUGGCUGAGAUCCAGCAGAUGGCCGACAAAAACCAUCCCAACGUUGUGAAGCUCCUUGGCUUUGCGAUCGGAGGAGACUUGAGGACACAGCCAGAGCAAGUUCUCAUCUAUGAAUACGUUCCCAAUGGCGAUCUUAACAAAUGGAUCGGUCAAAAUGCCGAACGCCCUCUGACUCUGAAGCAGCGGCUGGACAUUUUAAUUGGCAUGGCAAGGGGCUUGGAGUACCUCCACAGCUUUGGCAUCGUGCAUCGCGACAUCAAGCCUGCCAACGUCCUCAUCACCGAGAACAUGCAGGCAAGAUUGAGCUCGGAAACCGCCAUUCGCACCUACCGCACCAAUCUCCAAGAGCACCUGCGCCUGCAACUGCGUUACGAGGAUGACAGGCGCAUCUAUGACGACGCCGCUGCCCGCUACAACAAGUACCAGGAGGACCUGGACACCUACACUGCAGAACUUGCAGACUACACCACGAAAAUUACUGCCUGGCGGGUUGCUGAUCGACGUGCGCUUGCCAUUCUUCUCGCCACCAUCCCCUCCUCCCUCAAACGCGAGCUCUCACCUACCUCCUCCCACCUGUGGCGACUGCUGGUCGACCUUUUCGAUCGGCAGGACGUUGCCACUCUUUACGCCCUUAUCCAGGAGUUUGGAACUCUCUCCAUGGAUUCCACUUCUGGCGCAGCUGCUUUCACUCGCCGUGUCUUAGACCUUUCUCGGCGCCUUGCAGCACUCGAUGUGGUGUACCCGGACACCGUCAUCUGCUGCCACCUCCUCGAGGGCCUCACACCUGCCUUCGACGCUCACAAGCUUGCUUACAUGCAGCUUAUCUCCAAGCACCACACCCCUGCCGAAGUCGCUCAGUGGAUUAUCACCACCGAAGCUGAGAUCCUUCGCCACUCUUCCUCCACAGCCGCAGCAGCCCAGUCGCGCAGCAGCCGGGGUGGCCGUGGCGGUGGGCGUGGGGGUGGGCGUGGUGGUGCGCGUGGGGGUGGACGAGGGGGAUCAGUAGGUCGCGGUGGUGCUGGCAGCAGUGGUGCGGGUCGUGGUACGGCAGCUGCCUUUCCUCCCUGUCAGUAUCUGCCUCGCUACGGUCCCACUCAGGGACAGCGCUGCGGCCAAACUACCCAUGCCACUGAGACGUGCUUCAAGGCACUCAGUGAUGAGUGGUUUGCCCGUGGCAACACCGGCACCCCUCCUCGCUGGUCCGCCCUCAACCCUCGCCCCACUCCCCUUGAGGUCCGUUCCUCUCCCCUCUAUGAACCUCCCUCCUCCACCCACGCUCACCAGGCCCUCGCCCCUCCCCAGCAGCAGCACCAGCAGCAGCAACAGCAGCAGCAGUUGCUUGGGAAUCAGCAGCAGGGGUCACAGCAGCUAGGCCACCCCAACUUCGCUACUCUGCGCUCCUCUGUCUCCUCCGGUCUCCUCCACGGUCUCCCCUCCUCCCUCCCUCCCCUCCCCAAAUCCCCUGCACCCCCCUGCACCGCAAAAAUUGCAGACUUUGGGCUGGUGAGGCUGGGGGAGGGCACGAGUGUGGGUACGACACGCAUCAUGGGCACACCGGGCUAUGUGGAUCCGGCCUACUCCCGCACGUCCAAGGCCACGACCGCCAGUGAUGUGUACAGCUUUGGAAUGCUCAUGUUGGUCAUCCUCACAGGACGCCCACCAUUCUUAGGGACUGAUGGAGACGGUCAGCAGAUCACUACAUGGGCGUUUGAGCGCAUGUCCUCGGGGGACAUGGGAAGCCUCAAGGAUCCCACCAUGGACGCCCCUACAGAUGCUGUGCUGUGUGUGGCUCAGCUCGCUCUCUCCUGCACCGUGGAGCGCACUGCAGCCCGCCCGAGCAUGGCACACGUCGCCAACGAGCUGCAGGUCAUCAGGGAGGAAUGGGUGGGGAAAGAGGAGCUGAGCGCGGCUGUGAAGGUGGAUUCACGAGUGCAGGAGAUGAAGGAGGUCAAAGCCAGCGUGCUAAGCCUCGACACAGAGCUUCGCAUUAUUGAAGACAACUUGGCGGAAGGAUAG